Molecule: messenger RNA, 8475 nt
Organism: Acipenser ruthenus (sterlet)
Lineage: Eukaryota; Metazoa; Chordata; Actinopteri; Acipenseriformes; Acipenseridae
Product: transcription factor TFIIIB component B'' homolog
Exons: 35
Coding region: 151-6594 (2147 amino acids)
Biological process (GO): RNA polymerase III preinitiation complex assembly
Cellular component (GO): transcription factor TFIIIB complex
Molecular function (GO): TFIIIC-class transcription factor complex binding
Source: RefSeq, a predicted model, not a curated record
GCAGGCGGUAGUGACUUCACAGGGGUCCAGGGAAAGUAGCAUGGCGGCGGGUGUAGCGUGGUGGACAGAGAGAAACUUGGAUUAUUGAAGCUGCUGUUGCCACGUUCAUGGGUGCCACUUUGAUAGGAUAGAGAAGCCGUUUCCUGCAGGAUGAUACGAAGAUCUAGAAUUAGCGUGAGGCCAAACGUAAGGCCGGGUGGUAGGGGCCUGUCUUCUUCAUCUCAAGAACCAAAGCCAGCAGGAGAGGCUCCUCCUGGCUCUCCGAAAGCCCAAGAGAAAAGAGACGUUGCUGGUAGAGAGCCCCAGGAUGAAGCACUCAAAGCUGGGUCUGAGAGCGCACCACCACCUCCCCCCUUAGCUGAAGACGCUCGAGCUGAACAGCAAGCUUCCCUUAACCAGGAGGAAAAGAACCACAAUGUGAAGGCCUCUGGUAGCAGUAUUCCCACUGCUACUCCCAUACAGAGAAGAAAACGAAUCUCUGCAAUGCCAAACGUAGCCAAGCCCAGAACUGCACAGCCACAAGCCAGAACACCCCGUCCAGCGACUUCAGGCACUGCAAAGAAUAAAGAGCCCACUCCAAAGGACAGCGCAGUGUUGGAGAACACUUCCCCACAAACUCUCCCCAAGUCACCAGGCCGGAGAAGGGCCUCCACAGGGCCGCAGCAGCUGAAGGUGCCUGAUAAGAAAUCUGGAAAUCUAAAGGAAGUGAAAACUGCCCCAGCAAGUCAAGAGCCAGCUGCUGAUUCAAACCGGAGCAGGAAUGAUGAAACACAGCAGACACACAACGGCUCCUCUCCUAAAUUAAAAACCUCUCAGGAUAGCUUCUGUAUAGACGACCACCGGCCCUCGCCAGAAUAUUCUUCUGGUAAACUGAAAGCCUCACAGAAUGACAUCUGUAUAGAUGACCACCACCCCCAUCCAGAAUAUUCUCCUGGUAAACUGAAAGCCUCACAGAAUGACAUCUGUAUAGAUGACCACCUCCCCCAUCCAGAAUAUUCUUCUGGUAAACUGAAAGCCUCACAGAAUGACAUCUGUAUAGAUGACCACCACCCCCAUCCAGAAUAUUCUCAGGGUAAACUGAAAGACUCUCAAAACAGCACUUGUAUAGAAGAAAAGCAAAGGCAACCUGAAUCUUCAUUACCGCUUAAAAAGAGCACUGCUUCCUCGGACCGGGAGAGGAUCAUUAAAGCCAGAAAGCUUCGAGAACUCCUUAAAAAAGAGAUCAGAAAGGAAAAGAAACAACAGAAGGGGAAGACCCCUGAUUUUGAAUUCAACGCCCCAGUGGACCGUUCCAAAAUGACAAUGAGGGACUUUAUAUACUAUUUGCCAGAGAACAAUCCGAUGAAGUCUUCCCUAGAGGAGGAGAGAAGAGAAAUUGAGAAAGUGAUUGGGCCAAUGCCCUCCAAAGAGCCAGCUAAUAAAGCCCCUUUGCCCCCCCCUGUGAGGGACGAAGAUGAAGAUGAUAAUGAAGAGGAGGAUGUGGAGCAUGUCCAAGAUGAUCAGGUUCUGGUUCCCAGAGUGAAAGUAGCAGAAGACGGCUCUAUUAUUAUUGAUGAAGAAAGUUUGACAGUGGAGGUUUUGAGAAUGCAGGGUCCUAACGUGGUGGAGGAGAACGAUCCUGUUUUUGAGCGAGGUUCCACAACAACGUACUCCAGCUUCAGGAAAUCCACUCACACCAAACCUUGGACCAAUAGAGAAACUGACAUGUUCUUCUUGGCUAUCAGCAUGGUGGGAACGGAUUUCUCCAUCAUCGGUCAGCUGUUCCCUCACAGAGCCAGAGUAGAGAUCAAGAAUAAAUUUAAAAGAGAAGAAAGAGAAAAUUCCUGGAGGAUAGAUAAAGCAUUCCGAGAGAAAAGGCCGUUCGAUUUUGAGUUUUUCAGCCAGCUGCUUGAGAGGAUCCUCAAAGAUGAUGAAAAGAAACGGCUUAAUAAGAACAAGGUUACACUUGGAAAAAAGCCAGCCAAUCCCAAACGGAGAAAAAAAGAGAAGAAAGCUGACCAGAACAAGGCCCCUGACGGGGGUGGAUCAGUCGAGGUGUCAGACAGUGAGGUUGCGGAGGGAGAGGCAGAUGCAGAGACAGCGGAGAAGGAGAACGAGGACUCCCUCAAUGUGAAUGAAGGGGAGGCGAGCACUGCUGGAGAUCCGGAUGCUAAAAAGAAAAGGAAACGCAAGAAGAACGAUGCAGAGUCCGGCGGACCAGCAACGAAAAAGCCAUCUGAAGACUCAUCAGAGAGGCAGCAAAAGAAGGCGAAAAAGCGUAAACGGAUAAAAUCAGUGGAAAUCUGUGAGGACUCUGAAGAGGUAGAUUAUGAAAACAUGCCUCCUCUUGAAGAAAGCCCAGGCAGCUCACCUUCUCGGAAGGAAGACUCGGACACACCAGAGGUAGCUGCACAGAUAAAGAAGCAGCAGAUUGAGGAGGAAGAUGUCAGUGGCCCGGCAGAGGAGACUGCAGGACCAGAAGCUGCAGAAACACCCAAGCUGGGCCAACGUUCACGGCUGCAGAAACCAAAACCCUGCCUCAAACUGGCAACCAAGAGGGGGGCAAAAGCUGCUGUCGACAAACCCAAUGAGCUUUCACAGGCGUCACACUUUAUAAGCCAUGAACAAGCAGCUGAGCCCCACUAUAUAGACUCUGCCAUUGAGGGUACAGCAACGUCACAUCUGAAGAGGAGUACCACUCGAGACCGGCAGCCCUCCAGUGGCAUUCAGGAGACAGAGGAGGAGGAACAUGAUAUUACUGCCAUUCAAAAGAAAAUGUUACACAAGCCCACUAGAUCCGGAAGAAUACCUAAAUUGUCCUCGCAUCUGAAACAGCCCGAAGAUGAUGAACCUCCAGCAGCCUCGCCCCCUGCCUCCCCACCCUCGGAGGCAGCCUCGCCCCCUGCCUCCCCACCCUCUGAGACAGCCUCGCCCCAAAGGAGAGGAAGAGGUCGUCCUCCACAGUCCCAGAAACCUAAACCCAGCACCCUGAAGGGGAGGGAUCAGAAGAAGGACCCGAGACCCGGGAAGACCGCGCUGGUGACCUUGAGGGCAUCUGUGAAAGAGACUGAAGAGAAUUCAGAUGAGGAGGGAGAGUCAGUAAUGGAGGAGGAAGGGGAUUCCUUUUCCAUGAACCCAGAGGAGGUGAACCAGGCCCCUGCGUUUGUGCCCGUCAGCCUGCGCUCGCCAGCGCCCGUCCCAGCUCAGGUGGAGGAAACAAUGGAGGAGCUGGAACUCUCAGUCAGUGUCCCUGACACGCGUUGUACUAUUGAACCAGAGCACCUGCACCACAGUGACAGUGUGUGCAGCCAGUCACUAGACCAGAGUCCAGUGGAGGCAGCAGUCACAGAAAACUGCUUGCAUUUAUUGGUAGAUGUGGUUGAAGUUUCCACUCCAGAGAACGAUGAAGAUAACUCUCUGCCAGUGAAUGAUAGCAAUACAGACUCCGAUAGGAGCUGUCUGGCAGUGAAGAAGGACCUUGUGUCUCAGCCUUCCUCUGCAGCCGGUCCUGGAGAUAAUGGUUCAGGUGUCAGUGAGGAGCCUCCAUGCCAGGCACUGAAACCUGGGCUUGUGGAGGUGGAAAAGGCAGCCACAGUGAGCCAGGAUUCAGUGCAGCCUGCCCAUUCUCAGGCUGUGACUUGUGAGGCCACUACUCAGGUCCUUCAUGAAGCUCCUUCAGAGACACCAAGCGAGGAGACCGCAGGGAGUGCACAGGCAUUAAGAGACCCAUGCACACUGGAUGAAGCUGCCAACACCAUUGGUGUUGUUAAUGCACCUGAAGUGUCUCACGGCUCUGAGACACCGAGCCAAAACCAGGAGAGAGGCAGACGAAGCAGGUUCCCAAAGCCUAAACCCAACCUGGGUGGAAAAACAACACAGCCCAGGAGUCUCAAGACUAAACCUCCCCAGAGUGACUCGGGACAGGGCAGCUGUGAUAAAGGAGAUGCAUCACAGAAGGCUGAAGUGCACAUUGUUCAACAAAAGCCUGCAGAGGAAAAAGAGAGUGAAGUUGACAGCUGCAAAGAUGAAGGAGUUUCAAAAGAACUGAGGGAGGUCAAGGCAUCAUCUUUAUCAUCCUCUGAAGAGGGACUGAGAAAAGAUGGCACUAAUAUUGUUGUUAAUGCACCUGAAGUAUCUCACGGUUCUGAGACACCGAGCCAAAACCAGGAGAGAGGCGGACGAAGCAGGUUCCCAAAGCCUAAACCCAACCUGGGUGGAAAAACAACACAGCCCAGGAGUCUCAAGACUAAACACCCCCAGAGUGACUCGGGACAGGGCAGCUGUGAUAAAGGAGAUGCAUCACAGAAGGCUGAAGUGCACAUUGUUCAACAAAAGCCUGCAGAGGAAAAAGAGAGUGAAGUUGACAGCUGCAAAGAUGAAGGAGUUUCAAAAGAACUGAGGGAGGUCAAGGCAUCAUCUUUAUCAUCCUCUGAAGAGGGACUGAGAAAAGAUGGCACUAAUAUUGUUGUUAAUGCACCUGAAGUAUCUCACGGUUCUGAGACACCGAGCCAAAACCAGGAGAGAGGCAGACGAAGCAGGUUCCCAAAGCCUAAACCCAACCUGGGUGGAAAAACAACACAGCCCAGGAGUCUCAAGACUAAACACCCCCAGAGUGACUCAGGACAGGACAGCUGUGAUAAAGGUGGUGCAUCAAGUAGCCCUGCAGUGGACAUUGUGCCUCAUUGUACUGUAGAUGGCAAGAAGUGUGACAGCAGCAGAGAUGAAUGUGUUCCAGAGAAAUUGGGUGACAAGGACUCAUCAUCCUCUGCAGAAGGACUGAAACAAGAUGACACUAGCAUAAGACCUGCAUUGGAAAGUCUGCCUAAACCAACAGGUGAGGAUGAAAGAGUUGAGAAAAGACCAGCAAAGGCACCACUUCGAAGACCUAAACCUAAUCUCAGUGGAAAGCUCAGAAGCAGGAUCCCUCCAGAGAAGGAUGCCUCUGCAGCAGCCAGCACUGGACAGGAACAAAAUGCCAUUCCAGAGGAUGGAACAGUUUCAACAUUGGAUUCUCCUGUAUCAAAAAAGGCUGAAGUCAGAAGCCCCAAAGCUGAUGAAAGUCCCAGUACAUCAGUUAUCUCACAAAACACAGAAGGGAGCCUUGCAGCAAAUGAAUUCCCACAGCAAGAACCAACUUUUAUACUUACAUUGUUUGAAAUCCCACCUUCCUUGCUGGGGGAGUAUGAUGACAGCACAAGUUCUUUGAGCACAAUCUCAGCAGAGCUUCUCUCCUCCCCUGUGUUUGUAGAUCAUGUGCCUGCAGAACUCCCUGAAACACAGAGUCUAGUUUCAGAAGCAGUGGAAGUAGAGUCGUACUCAAUGUCUGGAUGCCCUGAGGAUGCAGGGAUAGUUUCCUUGGAUCAGUUUUCACAACCUGUCUACAGGAGUGGUGAAGAGGAAAAACCUAAAGAACUUCCUGCAACUUCGGCACAUGUGAAAGAUCUCACGACAGACUUGGGUGACGAGGAAUAUGUGAGCAUUACCUUGGAGCCAGUGGAGGAUUUCCCAGCAGCUGCUGAAGCUGACAGUGCUGAGACGAGCAGCAAUGCCGCUCAGCAAUCCAGGCAAAAGAACAAACCGCCAGGGAGGGCAAGAAGAGGAAAGCUGCAUGUAAAACCCAACACCUUGAAAAAGAAGCCUGCAGUGAGCACUAGGGCUCGUGGGGCUUUGAAGGUUGUGCACAUAGAACCACAAGAGCGCCCCCUGCCAGCAGAGACUGCCAGCUGUACACCUCUUCCACAACCUGCAGAGCAGCAGAUUACACAAGAGCGCCCCCUGCCAGCAGAGACUGCCAGCUGUACACCUGUUCCACAACCUGCAGAGCAGCAGACUACACAAGAGCGCCCCCUGCCAGCAGAGACUGCCAGCUGUACACCUCUUCCACAACCUGCAGAGCAGCAGACUACACAAGAGCGCCCCCUGCCAGCAGAGACUGCCAGCUGUACACCUCUUCCACAAUCUGCAGAGCAGCAGACUACACAAGAGCGCCCCCUGCCAACUGAGACUGCCAGCUGCACACAUCUUCCACAACCUGCAGAGCAGCAGACUACACAAGAGGAGUGUAGCCAGCAUGAAGGAAAAGAGGCCAGCAAUAGCAGUGUGAAAACCGCAGAACCAAGCAUUGAAAACAUUGGUGCAGGAGAACACCUGACUCCCAGCACACCAAACACACUACCUCCUUCUGGAACCCCAUUAAUAAGGCCUGGACGGAAACCCAAAGGGUUUUUAUCUUUCAUUUCCCAGAAGAGUAGCUCCGAUAAUGUCCCUAAGCCUCACCGGACAUCAUCCCAGAAACCACAGAUUAAUACCGCUAGAUUAGAUAGAAAAAGGACAGCUAGUGCCCCUGCAGUGGAUCUCUCCUCUGAGUCCUCCGCAGUGAGCCCACCUUCAGCAGGAAUCGGAUUAUGUGCGUCCAGCAGCAGCACUCCAGCAACAGAGGGAGUCGGCAGCACAUCAUCUCAUUUAAUACAUUUUCCCAUGACGGAAAGCUGCUCCUCAGAGCCUCACAUAGAGGAGGUCUUCUGUACCAAGAACUCUGCAGCAGAUGAAGAGCCAACCAGCAUUUCACAGUACUUCUUUAGUGACAUCUUCACAGAGGUGGACGAUCCAGAUUGAUGAUGUGAAUCGUUAUUGAUACUGUGAUCUGGUUGUGGAAUAUAUAUAUAUAUAUAUAUAUGUGUGUAAUUAUUAUUAUUAUUAUUAUUAUUAUUAUUUUUUUGAUCGGUUAAUCAUGCAAUCUAUGAUCGGUUUCAUUGAUUAAUCACACCUGUUGGCUAGUGAUAUGAAACUGUAUUGAAAGACAAUUACAAGUAAUACAAAGCUUUACUUGUUAUGGGAUCAACAGAGAGCUCGGGAGAACGUUUUCUAUUGAGAUUGAAUGGAGCGGUGGCUCAUGCGCAGAAAGCAGAGAUUAGAGUUGCACACAGCAGCAAUUAUAACAGUAGAUUUGUUGAACGUCAGUUUGUAUAGAUUUUCACCAUUUAUUCGAAAUUCACUGAUAGUUUUCUUCUCCAAGUAUAAAAAAACAAUAAAUUAAUGAAACAAAGACCCUUGCUUAAUUGAUUACCACUUUGCAAUAUUUAUUUGAUUAAACUGUAUUGCAAAAAGAGAAUUAUGAAUUCCGGAAUCUAUCAAGCUAAUUAUUUAAUGUAGGUCAUCUGAUAUUUCAUUACGGUAAUUUAAAAAUAGCGACUCCAGUAGCCGAAGUACAUUUGCAUUAUUACAGCAAAAUAUAAUGCCCAUUACCGUCCUACUGCAGUAAAAAGUAUGUUGCUCAUGUAAAUAUGAUCCUGCAAUCACAUAACGUUUCUACACAGCAACAGAAAACCUGCUUUUCAAAAAGAUACUUGGUCUCAGAAAGAGGCAUCUGGGAACUUUACCGAAAACGUUGAAACUUUAACCAAAUCCAAACGUAAUCGCCAAUGAAAGGACUCGCUGGGUUAGAAUGAGAAAGACAUUAAGGAAUUCGAAGCAUAAUCUACUGCGCUUAAAACAAUGAUUAAGUAAAGUAUUCAAAUUACUUUUUAUGGACUUCAGAAUUAAUUAACAGUAAUGAUAUUGAAAUCUUCUCGUCAAGUUUACUGAUGCAGAACGGUACUUGAAGGGCUCUGUCGUGUCCCUUGUUAGGUUUGCUUGUUUGUUUGUCUUUUUGUUUAAGGUGACUUGCAGCUGUCUUUACUGUAGUACAUGUUGUAAAUACUGUGUAAAUAUGUUGUUUUAAUUUAUUUUUUAUUGAACACUUCAUUAAAAGCAUUGACUCAAAAACAGCACUUCACGUAGUUGAAAGCUGUGUCUGCCGGUUAUUUACAUGCUGAGUCAUAUCCAAGGGACAGAAACGAUUAUAUUUGUGAAUGAACCACUAAAACCCUUAUUUAUAUUCUGUAUACAAGCAAUUGUGUACUUAUAUAAGUAUUUUAGAUAUGCGGUAACAGUACUAUUUAUAUGUUGUUGUACCUAAUUACACAUCUGGAUAUUAAUGGAUGCUGUAAAUCUCUCUAGCUACAUAACCCAGCUUUGAAAAUUGAAAUUGGUUUGGUUGAAAGCCAUGAGAAGAUGUUUUUAUACACGAAUGUGCCUGUUUAAUUAUAUAAAUAUCUGAUUAUUUAACUAGCUUUGCCAAUCAAAAUGGGUUCACACAUUCAGCAGCUGCUGUGCUUGGGACCUCAGACUCUCAGUACUGUUCUUUCAUUUAACGUUCAGACUCUUACACCCCACCACCAAGAAAAAAAGAUAUCAACAUGAAAUGGUUCCAUUGUUGCAAAACAAUCUAAAAUGGAACUAUCAUAUCCUGCUAACAGUGUGUAUAUUCGAGGCUGGUGUGUAGGAGCAUGAUGUUGUAUUUGAUUUGUUGGGGAUAUCUGAAAGUAGCCAAAGUGACAUUUAAGAUCUUUGCAUUCAGGAAUUGGAGAAUGUUUCACUUAGUAUGGAAGAAAUACUGAAUAAAUGGUUUCCUUGGACUGUAUAAUAUGUUAAUAAACAGUUUUUUAUUCAAGUGUU